This is a messenger RNA of Alternaria alternata, 1426 nucleotides long. RefSeq lists its product as hypothetical. Gene Ontology annotation, molecular function: DNA binding. The coding region runs from base 385 to 1050 and encodes 221 amino acids. Gene Ontology annotation, cellular component: nucleus. The transcript has a single exon. The record is from RefSeq and is a predicted model, not a curated record. NCBI's taxonomy places the organism in Eukaryota, Fungi, Ascomycota, Dothideomycetes, Pleosporales, Pleosporaceae.
GUCAUCGCGUUUGGUCCCAUGCUCCAGGUCGAUGGUCUCCGGAACCACGCGAUCGGGAGUGUCGCGUGCUGCCAUUCGGGGGUACAGAUGGGAAAAGAACGACGACAGCGGCUAUGCACACGCGACUAUCAUGUUGAAAAUGAUACCGAAAAACGCGAUGGGUAUACGAGAGACUAUUGACUUAGGACCAAAGUGGCGCACGGCAAGCAUCAUCGACUCGGAAGGAUGAUGGACUGAUCCAUUCUGCCGCGCCACAGGCCUCAGAUACGCAGGUGGUUCCGAUACACUAAAUGGCCGCGUGACGAGCCAGGUCGCGUAACGAGCCACCCCACCAUCCCAACAUUGCGCGUCGUCCCAACUUCAACGCGUCAUAACUCCACAACCAUGGACCCGAUUCAAGAAGCGAUUGAAUAUAUCGAAUCGCGUGAGGCUGGAGAUGGUUUCUCGUACCGCCAAGUUUCAAAAAUAUUCGGAGUUGAUCGAACAACGCUGUCGCGGCGGCACAAGGGUUCGCAGGGCACCCGUGAAGCCAAAAUAGCAAAUCAACAACGACUCAACCCACAACAAGAGCAGGAGGUUGUCAGUCACAUAGACAGAGCUACAAGAGAUGGUCUACCGCCUACAGGUAGUAUUUUGAAGAAUUUCGGAUCUGCUGUUGCGCAGCAAGAGGUCUCCGAUAGCUGGGUUAAGCGGUUUCGCCGUCGUCAUCCCGACAAGCUCAUCACCAAAUGGGACACCGGUAUCGAUCGUGAGCGUCACGUAGCUGACAGCAAGUAUAAGUACGAGUUGUACUUCAACUUGCUGCACUCUGAGAUAGUAGAACACGGGAUUGACGAGCGCAAUACGUACAAUAUGGAUGAGAAGGGCUUCUUUGUUGGUAUCGCCAACCGCAGAAAGAGGAUCUUCUCCAAGGCAGUUUGGGAGGCGGGAGAGCGUACCCAGGCGAUGAGGGAUGGUAACAGAGAAUGGAUUACGCUGUUAGCUUGCGUAUGCGCUUCUGGAGAUGCACUGCCGCCCGCUCUCAUCUACCAGGGCACCUCUGGGGUUUAAUUAAGCUGGGUUCACGACCUUCUGGAGACCUAAAACCACCAAAUAUUUGUAUCCCACUCAGCUUCAGGAUGGUCCAACAACGAGUUAGGUCUUGCCUGGCUUCAACAGGUGUUUGAACGUCAUACAGCAGCCAAAGCUCGCCGUUAAUGGCGCCUUCUCAUCCUUGACGGGCACGGCAGCCACGUUACGCCCGAGUUUUUGGAGUUUUGUGAAGCCAAACGUAUUAUGGUUAUGGUGUAUCCUCCCCAUUCAACCCACAGCUUACAGCCGUUGGAUGUGGUUCUCUUUGGGCCGCUUUCGAGUCACUACACCGAGCAGCUUACUUAACACCUCCAGCGAACCUAAGGCCUCUCAAGGAUCACUAAACAGGACUUCU